AUGAAGCAAAAACUGGUAAUCGCCGUGUUUCUUUUCACAAUUCAAACUGUGUUUGGUCAUUUAAACAAUGUCUGCACCAGUUAUUUUUCAUACGGGUUUAAAUUAUCAGAUCAUUGUCAUCAAUGCAGCUACAAUCCCGAUCUGUUUUCGACAACUGAUAGAAUUAUUAAAAAUCAUGGGUAUCCAUUGGAGAAUUACACUGUGAACUCAGGAAACAAGUUUUAUCUUAAAAUUUUUCGAAUUCCCUACAGUCCGAACAAUAGUAACUUGGCCAAUCGUAAACCUAUUUUCCUUCAGCACGGAUCUCUCCGCAACUCGGAUCUCUUUGUUCUGCUUGGAAAAUCUUCCAUGGCUAUGCGUUUAUCCGAUAUGGGCUACGACGUUUGGUUGGGGAAUGCUAGAGGCAACUUUUAUACUUCCUCUGUUAACGGCGAGAAUAAGGAAGACAGUAGCUAUUGGAAUUAUUCAUUUGAUGAUAUGGCUAUAUAUGAUCUUCCUCCAAUCUUCGAACUAAUUGCUAAUGUCACCAAGAAGCCAGGGGAAUUGAUUUACGUUGGUCACUCGGCCGGAACAACGGAGGCUAUGAUCUACUCCAUUCGAAUGAAGUCUCACGCCGAGAAGCAUAUCAAAGCCUUCAUUUUCAUAGCUCCUGUGGUUUACAAUGAAGAUAAUUGGUUCAUGAAACUAAUUAAAAUCUUGGUGCAUCUUAAUCGUAAAACGUUAGGAACGAGAAGUAAGCUAUCCACUAAAUUUUGCUCAUUGAGUGGUAUAACAUGGCAUAUUUGUUUAUUUGCCAUACAAUCGUUGUUUGGCCCAGACAAUAACAACUUUCUACCAGAAGAAAUGCCUUUAUUGUUGAGCGCCGGAGAUAUUGGGAGUCUGACACCGUUCAAUCAGUUUGCAGAAACUGCGGGUACCGAUAAAUUUCAAUCUUACAGGAAUAGUAGUGAAUCGAGUAUACAGAAUUAUAAUCUCGGAGAUAUCGAAAUUCCCACUUACUUGAUUGUUGGAACGCACGACAGUUUGGCUACGUACAAUAAUACUUUAAAAAUUUUUGAUAGGUUGGGAAGUACGCAUAAGAAAAUGUACGUUAUCGAAGAUUACAACCACAUGAACUAUUUCUAUGCGAAGGAUUUGGACGUUUCCUUCAAUCCCCAUUUUGAUGACGCCUUGAACAGAAUUGGAAAAGAUGGAAUUAUCGAACAUCAUGGGUAUCCAUUGGAGGAGUACACUGUGAACUCAGGAAACAAGUUUUAUCUUAAAAUUUUUCGAAUUCCCUACAGCCCGAUCAACCGUAACUUGACAAAUCGUAAACCUAUUUUCCUGCAGCACGGAUCACUCAGCAACUCGGAUUUGUUUGUCCUUCCUGGAAAAUCUUCUAUGGCUAUGCGUUUAUCCGAUAUGGGCUACGACGUUUGGCUGGGGAAUACCAGAGGCAACUUUUAUACGUCUUCUGUUAACAGCGAGGAUAAGUCUGAAAAAAGCUAUUGGGACUUCUCAUUGGAUGAUAUGGCUAUAUACGAUCUUCCUCCAGUCUUCGAACUAAUUGCUAAUGUUACUGAGAAACCAGGAGAAUUGAUUUACGUUGGUCACUCAGCCGCAACAACGGAGGCUAUGAUCUACUCUAUUCGAAUGAAGGCUCAUGCAGAGCAACAUAUCAAAGCCUUCAUUUUCGUUGGUCCGGUAGCUUACUUAGAUGAAACUUGGUUCAUGAAAAUAAUUAGAAUAUUAAUGAAUCAUGGUGUCUAUACGUUAGGAGAGAGAAGUAAACUACCUACCGAAAUUUGUUCAAUUGAUGGACUCACGUGGGAAAUUUGCUUAGAUGCCAUCAACAUAAUCAUCGGCUCCGACGAUAAUAAUUUCCCACCAGAACAAAUGCCUCUAUUGGUGAGUGGCGGAGAUAUCGAGAGUCUCAAACCGUUGAAUCAGUUUGUGCAAAUUGCUGACAGCAAUCAAUUUCAAGCGUACAAGAAUGACGAUGAAUCAAAUCCGCAAAUUUAUGAUCUUGGAGAUAUCAAAAUUCCCACGUAUUUGAUUGUUGGAAAGAACGAUCGCUUGGCAACAUACAAAAAUGCUUUAAGAAUUGUAGAUGAGUUGGGAAGUAAAAACGUUCACAUAAUGCGAAGCGACAUGAGACAGCAACUGGUAAUUGUCGUGUUUUUCUGCACACUUCAAACUGUGUUUAGUAGCAUAAACAAUGUCUGCAACAAUUAUCUCUCAUACGGGAAUAGAUUAAUCAGUAUUCACUGCAGCUACAAUCCAGAUCUGUUUUCGACAACUGAAGAGAUCAUCAAACAUCAUGGUUAUCCAUUCCAAGAGUAUAAAGUGAACUCAGGAAAUAGGUUUUAUCUUCGAAUUUUUCGUAUUCCCUUCAGCCCGAACAAUCGUAACGUGACCAAUCGUAAACCUAUUUUCCUGCAGCACGGAUCCCUCAGCAACUCGGAUUUGUUUGUGUUGCCUGGGAAAUCGUCUAUGGCUAUGCAUCUAUCCGAUAUGGGUUAUGAUGUUUGGCUGGGGAAUACCAGAGGUAACUUUUAUACUUCAUCCAUUAACAACGAGUCUAGGAAGAAUAGAAGCUAUUGGGAUUUCACUAUGGAUGAUAUGGCUAUAUAUGAUCUUCCUCCAGUCCUCGAACUCAUUGCUAAUGUUACCAAGAAGCCAGGAGAAUUAAUUUACGUUGCUCACUCGGCCGGAACUACUGAGGGUAUGAUCUACUCAAUUAGAGAGAAGGAACAUGCCGAGAAAUAUAUUAAAGCCUUCAUUUUCGUGGGUCCUUUGGCUUACAUUGAAGAUACUGCGUUCAUAAAAAUACUUAAAAUAUUAGUGAAGCUUGGAUUCGAUUCAAUCGGAUCGAGAAGUAAGCUUGCCACCGAAAUUUGCUCAAUCAAUCUCAUCACGUGGACAACUUGUAUAAAGGCUUUCAAUUCGAUCAUCGGCUCAGACAAUAAAAAUUUUCCACCAGCAGAAGCGCCUUUAUUGGUGAGCGGCGCAGAUAUUGAGAGUCUCAAAGCGUUGAAUCAGUUUGUUCAAAAUGCUGGCACUGGACAAUUUCGAGCUUACAAGUAUAAAGGUGAAUCGAGUUCGCGGAACUAUAAUCUUCAAGAUAUCAAAAUUCCCACGUAUUUGAUUGUUGGAAAGAAUGAUAUUUUGGCUACCUAUAAAAAUGCCGUAAGGGUUAUAAAUGAGUUAGGAAGUAAGCAAAAAAAACUGUAUGUAAUCGACAACUACAACCACAUGAACUAUUUCUACGCGAAAGAUUUGGAUGUCUCCUUCAAUCCGCGUUUAGACGAUGCCUUGGACAGAAUUGGUCAACUUUGAUUAUUUUCAUACUUUUUAUGCUUAU
Nicrophorus vespilloides is the source of this 3343-nucleotide messenger RNA. RefSeq lists its product as uncharacterized. Lineage: Eukaryota; Metazoa; Arthropoda; Insecta; Coleoptera; Silphidae. The transcript has 20 exons. The record is from RefSeq and is a predicted model, not a curated record. Gene Ontology annotation, biological process: lipid metabolic process. Bases 1 to 3318 code for a protein of 1105 amino acids.